UGAUUGCUAGUUUCUAUAUUAUAACGGCAAGUGAUUCACAAAAGCUGCUCCAAAGCAUUUUCUGGGCUGCACAAGGGUCCUAUCUAUUUGCUUUUUCUUCAGAUAUUAUACACCUUUUCUAUAAGCGUUUUAACUGUCAGCCAGCUUAUGAAUCAUCUUCAUAACUCCCCGCAUUAGAUUGGUGUACGAUCGAUCUAGCUGAUAUUUGCAAAGGUUUGCAGCUUGGGAGUGAGAAAAAGCAGAAAUGUUUUGGGCCUCCGACCUAAAGGUAUUCAUCGAAAAAUUUUUUAUUGGCAGUUCUUCUAUCUUGCGGGAUAUUUUUACCUAAUUUGAAGAAAAUUUUGAAUUUAAUAGCAAUAUUUUAAGCAGGGAAUUGAACGAAAAAUAAAUGAAAAAUCAAAAAUGCUCUUAAAUUUAUCAGUAAAAACAAUUUGACAGCUGGCAAUUAUAUUUUCAAAUGUCUAGCUUUUUUCUCAAUUAUUAGACAAUUGUGAUGCAAAGUAUUCUUGAAAUAAACCGCUUAAUUGGACUUGCUGUUUUCAAUUGAUUUUCUUUUUCUAUUUUGUUUUCAAUUAUCUUUGUUUUGGAUGGGGUAUUCUUAGAUUUUUAAAAGUUUUGGGUCAGGCGGCAAUUUUCUAUAGCGCGAAAUUGCAAUAUAGUUUAAGAAAAAGCAAAAUGAAAAAGCUUAUUUUUAAGAAAAUUUUCAAUGAUUAAACACACAGCUCUUAAACCUGAGCUACUUUGCUUUGGCAUACAUCGUGAAAGAAAAGGGUUUGGAGGAAAAUUGUGUAUAAGAGAAAUAGUAUGGAGAAAGAAUAAGGAGAGAAAAGAGGAUUUCUAUAACUAUGUAAAAAUGUUGAAUUUUUGGAAAAAAAAUUUUCAUUUCGCGUUUCUUUUAAGUUUUCAGUAGAAAGACGUGGCAAAACUUUUUUAAACAAAGUUUUUAUUUAUAAAUUUUCAGAUUUAGCCAUAAUUAUAUUCAAAAUUUUCUUUUAAUUCUACUUAUUAAUGGAUGCUUCUAAACAGAAUUGUUCUCAUAAAAAUCAUCAUAAUAUUGCAAAUAAACAGCAAAAAGAUCCAGAACUCGAAGCGGAAAUUCGUUUUGCAAAGGCGAGUGGAGCAAAUCCUCCCCGAAUUUUACCUUCAGAUGCUGUAAAGAAUAUUACUGAAGUUUUUGAGAAUCAUUGUGUUAGUAGCAAGAAUCUUAUCAAAAAUUUGAAGAAUGGUCGUGCUGAGCGUAAAGCAAGAUCGAGAGGAGUUAGUGGCUGUGCUAUCAAAAAUGACGGAAACCGUUUUGAAUAUGGAUUGGACUGUAUUGAUUUAGCUUAUGAGAAUGAUAACCAGGACAAAACAUUCAGCUCGGAUUCAGAAGAAGAGUAUGAUGAGUACGCGGAUUUUGUGCGAAAAUAUAGCGAUGAAGAGAUUCGUCAAAUAAUGAGAGAUUAUCUAGAGAAUGGAAAUUUGGCUGAAGCUUUAGAUUCUUUGGAAAAAUUUGCUCUUACUAAAGAUAUGGUCCAUAAAAUGGUUAAGGAUAUUUUGAUGGUUACUAUUGAAAAUUCUGUUGGAAGUUAUGACAUGACUGCAAACAUGCUUGCUGAAAUGGUCAACAAAAAAUGGGUUUCAUUUUCUGCAAUUGCUGAUAUUCUUGAAGAUAUUGUUGGUUCUGUUGGUGAUAUUUCUAAGGAUGUUCCCAAGGCAGCUGAGUCUCUAGCAAUUCUCAUGGCAAAAUUGGUUGAACAUAAUCUUUGUACACUGAACAUUCUCAACAUGCUUGCGUCUAAACAUUCGAGCGAUGCACAGCUUGUGAAGAGUUGUUAUGAAGAUGCAGUUACUUUUGCGAAUAACCAUCAUCUGCUUAUGGGAAAAUGUGCUCCAUGUGGCGGACAAAAUUCUACAGAAGUCCUUUCGGAACAGUUUAAGCAUAUUCUUAAAGAAUAUUUGAAUAGUAAUGAUAAAGAAGCGGCAACGCAGCGACUUUCUGAUUUACGGGUUCCUCAUUUCCAUCAUGAAUUUGUGUAUAAGGCCGGUAUUUUUGCUCUAGAAGAAAUGCAUGACCACGUGAUGGACAAACUUGCCAUUCUUUUGAAGGACUUAUCGGAUAAGGGCACUUUGGCUGAGUCUUGCAUUGAAAAAGGAUUUAAGCGUCUCUUUAAUGAUCUCGCUGAUCUCUAUUUGGACUUACCAGCUGCUUAUGUUCUUGCACAGCGUUGGGUUAGUAAAACGUCUAAAAUCGGCGUGAUUAGUCAACAGAUUGUAGUUGAAUGUCCUCGAGAAACAAUUCGCAGCCGCAGUCGAACUUUGUCAGAAGGACCUGACGGGAAAUUGAUUGUGGAUAAUGAAAAAUCAGAUGAUGAUUUUAAUAAAGAUGACAAAACUAGCGGUUAUUCUUCUGAAAUUGGUGGUGCUGAAAGCGUACAAGGCGAUCUAAGUGCUUGUAAUUAG
Meloidogyne enterolobii is the source of this 2442-nucleotide messenger RNA. NCBI's taxonomy places the organism in Eukaryota, Metazoa, Nematoda, Chromadorea, Rhabditida, Meloidogynidae. The record is from the annotation of a GenBank genome assembly.